Arabidopsis thaliana (thale cress) is the source of this 777-nucleotide messenger RNA. RefSeq names its product Polynucleotidyl transferase, ribonuclease H-like superfamily protein. The transcript has 2 exons. NCBI's taxonomy places the organism in Eukaryota, Viridiplantae, Streptophyta, Magnoliopsida, Brassicales, Brassicaceae. The record is from RefSeq and is marked reviewed. The coding region runs from base 1 to 777 and encodes 258 amino acids. Gene Ontology annotation, molecular function: endonuclease activity; hydrolase activity; nuclease activity.
AUGACAGAUGAGGAACGGCAUCGAAGACAUCUUAGCGCCUCGAAUGUGUCUCAGGUUUAUAUAGGUGGAGUUGAAUCUGUGCUUCACGUGUUUAGAGACUGUCCAGCUCAAUUGGGGAUUUGGGUCAGAUUUGUGCCGCGAAGGAGGCAGCAGGGGUUCUUUUCGAAAUCUCUGUUUGAAUGGCUCUAUGAUAACUUGUGUGAUAGGAGUAGCUGUGAGGAUAUACCGUGGUCCACCAUUUUUGCGGUGAUAAUAUGGUGGGGGUGGAAGUGGAGAUGCAGUAAUAUAUUUGGGGAGAACACGAAAUGCAGGGACCGUGUGAAAUUUGUUAAAGAGUGGGUUGUGGAAGUGUAUAGAGCACAUUUGGGUAACGCUUUGGUUGGAAGUACGCAACCUAGAGUUGAACGGCUGAUUGGUUGGGUGCUUCCAUGUGUGGGUUGGGUGAAAGUAAACACAGAUGGGGCGUCUCGUGGAAAUCCGGGGCUGGCUUCUGCAGGCGGAGUACUACGGGAUUGUGAAGGAGCUUGGUGUGGUGGCUUUUCUCUAAAUAUAGGCCGAUGCUCAGCUCAACAUGCAGAGCUAUGGGGAGUGUAUUACGGAUUGUAUUUCGCAUGGGAGAAGAAGGUGCCUCGAGUGGAGUUGGAGGUGGAUUCAGAGGCGAUAGUGGGUUUCCUCAAAACAGGGAUUAGUGACUCUCAUCCGCUGUCAUUCCUGGUGCGGUUGUGCCACAACUUUCUACAGAAAGACUGGAGGAUACUCUUGGGUCUACUCAACUAA